This is a messenger RNA of Pieris rapae (cabbage white), 7214 nucleotides long. RefSeq names its product calpain-D (gene sol). The transcript has 21 exons. The record is from RefSeq and is a predicted model, not a curated record. Gene Ontology annotation, molecular function: calcium-dependent cysteine-type endopeptidase activity. NCBI's taxonomy places the organism in Eukaryota, Metazoa, Arthropoda, Insecta, Lepidoptera, Pieridae. Gene Ontology annotation, biological process: proteolysis. Gene Ontology annotation, cellular component: cytoplasm. The coding region runs from base 90 to 4430 and encodes 1446 amino acids.
AUCAGCUGUUUUCGUUCCUUCAUCAUUGCCGCUAGUUAUUUAUAUAAAACGGAGUAUUGUUAUGGUUUCAUAGCCAUGUGUGAAUUAAAAUGGGCUCAAUCGCAUCUGUGCUGCAAUGGCAUUGUCAAGCGUGUGGUCAAAUCAACCCAACAGAGAGUGUAAAAUGUUUAAAAUGUGGUACCAAACGGGUAUCGAGUCAUGACAGAAAUUCACAAAAACAAUAUUAUACGGGAGACUCUUCAUCCGAUUACGCUUCGCGGACAGAGAAAAGUGGCGGCACCACUCCAGGAUCUGAAGCUAUUGUUAUACCAACAACAAAUAACUUUAAUCGCGGAUGGUCGUCAGUGGGUUCGGCGCCCGGCGCAAGUCGCGCGUGGCGUUGCGCGUGCGGGCUGCGCAACGUUUCCGCCUCGUGGCGCUGCGCUGCCUGCGAUGUACUCGCGCUCCAUGCGCCAGUCUACAGAUUGUCCGAUGAUGAGGAACAAUCUUCAGGGAUGACGGACAAGGACAAGUCUGAUAAAGACAGUAUGAUAAGGUCCAACACCCUGGCUGUUCCCUCGUACAAGCCCUCGUCAAGUUACUCUGAUGGUCGACGCCUGAACCUCGACUUGCAGUCGUUGCGUUUGUCUCCGACUCAGCUUACUGAUCAAGCUCACGGUGUCACGCGCUCCCUCUCCCACGGCUCCGUGAUCAAUUCCCAGCAUAAAUGGUGGAACAUUGAAGAAAGUAGAGGAACGAUUAGCAGACCAACCAGUUUAAUGGUGUCGGAACGCUACGGCUAUCAAGCUGCCACGUAUAACCCCAGAGAGUCUUUCCUGCGAAGUCUUCACACAGUCACUAGGAGGCCGAAGAAGUGCAACGAGAGCAAAUCCAAUUGGGAGUUAAAUUAUGUCAAGGAAUAUCAGAGAGAGCAAAGCAGAGCGCUGCAUUUGAAGAAAUGGGCUUGCAGUAAGUGCACUCUCGAGAACUCGGGAAUUAGAACCCAUUGCGAAGCUUGUCUGUCUCCCAGAAUUUCACCACUCUCCAGAAUACCUAACACACGUGGUCUCAGCGUCACAACGCUAGGCAGACACGAGACCUUCAAUAGGGACGGUGCCACAUCCUUACCUUCCUCCGGAGGGGUGAUGAUAACAGUACCAGAUUGGCCACAAACUGAAACAUUGAGGGAAUCGCUCCAAAGAUCAGUCAGCGCUCAAAACUCGCCAGAAAUCCGACCCACGUACCGCCGAUCGUUCUCGGAACAGAACAGUGAAAAUCGGCCCAUGGGCAAAGUGAUAUCUAGCAGGCGGAGCUUGAACGACUAUCAAAAGUCUCUGGAAAGCUACUGCUCAUUGAAAGACGAGCGUCGGGAAAAGGCCGAGAAGAAAAUUGACGAGUCCAACACUGAGCUGAUAGAUAAGGAGUGCAGUUGGGAUACAAACGCCCAAGGUGUCAUUUACGCACUUCCCAACAAGGGAAAGUACAAGGAUUUAAAUUUACAAUUGCAAGUGAAUAAUAACGGCACUAGGUACUCCUAUGUAUCGGUGCAGGAUACAAAAACUGUGAUGUCGAAUUCCCAGAAUGAGGCGUUGUAUUCGAACGAUAUAGGCGAUGGGGAUUACGCGAGGAUAGAUGAGUUGUUGGGUGCCGAGAACUGUUUGUCCCCAGUGGGGGAGAGUAAUUUAAGGACUUCUCACAUCGGGGUGAAGGAGAAAGUGUUCAAUAUGCUGCCGUCGGUGGGAAAAGUGUCCCACAAUCCGCGGGAGCCUUCCAAAGUGCCUUCUACACAGACUUCUCGUGAGCCUAGCGGCCGUAUGUGGCAAUGCGGCGAAUGUUGGUUCGCGUACAACGCGUGGGGAUCGCGCUGCGAGGUUUGUCGCAGUGCGAGGCCUCCGCACGCCACGACGCUCGCACAAACACCGCAACCCAAUAGAAAUGCUUCAGAAGCAAGUGGUACUAAAUUGGAACCGAACCAGAAUCAACAGAAAAAGCUGACGGUACCAAUUGCAUCUAUGGAACAUGAUUUGAAUAGUGACGAGUUAUUGUUCGCCGUUGACACUUCAAGUCCAGCGGUUGAAAGUACGUGGUCGUGCACGCGUUGUACGCUCGUCAAUGAUGCGAACGCGACCGCGUGCGCUGCCUGCGCCGGUUCUCGUCCCAGCACACAUAACUUCUGGUCAUGUAGCUCGUGUACGCUGCGCAAUCCGAUGUCGGCGAACCAUUGUCUGGCCUGUAAGACCCCGCCGGUGCCGAAGCACGCCGUGCCUACUGAUAACCACGUCGCUGCUGCAGGUCGCAGCCCGUCACCUCGCAGAGGCCCCCGUCAUACGCCGGCUUUGCCCCGUCGCGGGUCUAGGCACAAAACUCCGCCACCCGAAUCUAAGACUGAUUCAGAAUGGCCGUGCUCCGAAUGCACGUACAUGAACAGUGUGACGGCCAUGUCUUGCGAAAUGUGUCAAUCGCCCAAGACACGGCUGCUGCCAGCUGCGCCUGACCAGCCCAGUUUGGAUGAUGAUGAUUCACCAGAAGGCUCGGACGGUGAGCGUCAGGAAAGUACGCCGAUGGAGAUACUGAGGCUGCGAGAGGAGAGUCACGCCUGGACCCAGUGGCAGGAGGUUUUGGCACAAUGCGCUGCCACGGGUGAAAUGUACGUUGACGAGUCGUUCCCUGCGUCCGGGCGUUCGUUGUACUACGGCGGCUCAGGGGAGAGCGGGGCAGCCGCGCGUUGGCUCCGGCCACAUCAGAUCCACGUGGACGCCGAUCAUCGACUUCCUUGGGCAGUCUUCCGGGAUCCAAGGCCGUCGGAUAUUUCUCAGGGUGUUCUAGGCAACUGCUGGCUUCUCUCUGCACUAGCAGUGUUAGCCGAGCGUUCGGCUUUAGUACGUAGCGUCGUAGUUCGCGCGGAACCCGAAAGGGGCGCUUAUCAAUUGCGACUUUGCAAAGAUGGCCGCUGGUUGACCAUCACCCUGGAUGAUCAGCUACCAUGUAAUAAGAAGGGGCAUCUUGUGUAUUCACAGGCAAAAAGAAAGCAGUUGUGGGUGCCAUUAAUUGAGAAAGCGGUGGCGAAGCUUCACGGGUGUUAUGAGGCCCUGGUAUCUGGAAGGGCGAUUGAAGGUCUGUGCACCCUGACGGGCGCGCCUUGCGAGUCGGUGUCCCUGCAGGCGGGGGGUGCAGGUGGAGGGGCGGGCGGUGGAGCGCCCCUGGAGCAGCUGGACCGGGACCUGGUCUGGGCACAGCUGUUGUCUUCGAGGCAGGCAUGCUUUCUCAUGGGAGCCAGUUGCGGCGGAGGGAAUAUGAAGGUGGACGAGGAAGAAUACCAGCGUCUGGGUCUUCGUCCUCGGCACGCGUAUUCCGUCCUUGACGUACUGGAGCUGGCAGACAGCAAUCCGCCGGUUCGACUUCUCCGCCUGAGGAACCCCUGGGGCCACUACACUUGGCGCGGCCCAUGGGCCCAUGGCUGCCCGCGCUGGACGGAGCACGUGAGGCGACAGCUCCCGGUUUGCACGGCUGAUAGAGAUCAAGGCGUGUUUUGGAUCAGCUUUGAGGAUGUCCUUAAAUACUUCGACUGCAUAGACAUAUGCAAGGUGCGAGCGGGAUGGCACGAGGUCCGUCUGGCGGGUAUUCUGCCCCCGAUGUCGUCCACGCGUCAUCUCACGUGUCUGCUACUCACUGCCACUCAGCCCACUGAGGUGGACUUUACUUUGUUUCAGGAGGGACAGAGAAAUUCAGCAAAAAGCCAGCGAUCUCAACUGGAUUUGUGCGUCGUUGUGUUCAGAACCAAAUCGGGCCCGAGUGCACAAGUAGGUAAACUUGUGGCACACAGUAAACGACAGGUGCGAGGCUUCGUAGGCUGUCACAAAAUGCUAGAAAAGGGCUUUUACCUCGUCGUUUGCCUCGCCUUCAACCACUGGCACACGGGCCUAGAGCUGGCCGACAGUUCCCUCUGGCCGAGGCACGUCCUCGCAGCUCACUCGUCGAAACCUCUCGCGGUGGAGAGGCCGUCCCUACAUCCGCACAUAUUGGCCGACGCUAUUAUCGGGCUUACCCUCGCGCGAGGCCAACGCCACGAGGGAAGACAGGGGAUGACCGCUUAUUAUUUGACUAAGGGUUGGGCUGGUCUCGUGGUGAUGGUGGAAAAUAGACAUACCGACAAGUGGAUUCACGUGAAAUGCGACUGUCAAGAGAGCUACAACGUCGUCUCCACGAGAGGGGAACUCAAGACGAUUGAUUCUGUACCGCCCUUGCAUAGACAAGUCAUAAUCGUCCUAACCCAACUGGAAGGCAGCGGAGGUUUCUCCAUCGCCCACCGUUUGACCCAUCGCCUGGCGGCCGGCGGCCGUCUCCAAGACUGGGCUCCCAGAGCUGAUGACGAACCGGCUCAUCAUCCCCACCACCGACCACCCAUCGCCAGAAGACUGCUGGGCCUACACGCGCCUAGACUCAUCACCUAGUCGUUCCAAGUCUGAUGAAUUUUAGUCCAGUCGUUUAUAAUCACCCAAUAGAAUUUGGACCUUCGAUCCGGAUUAUGUUUGUGAUGAAUUAGUCCCGUAUUUUAUCAUCUGAAAUCAUCACCUAGUGUUAGUUUCAGAGGAGUCGAUAGUUUAAAAAUAUAUUAAUUGCAGUGCUAGUAGUUUUGUCUGGAGUAGUAUUUCUUUUGGAAUUUUCUACUAAAAUAGAAUUUAUAAUAAGGUUUUAUAACAUAUAUUGAUUCCUCUGAAUUAGACUAAAUUGGAUCAAAUUGAUCCCGAGAUUGUUGACGUUGAAUAGGAAUGAUGACAAUUAAAUAUUCCAAUGGAAAUUCUAUUAUCUAUGACAUUUCAUUAACCAUGGUCUAGCGAUGUGUUUUAUAAAACUAUUGGAAACCCUUUGACAAAUAUGUCUUUAGAUUUUUAUUUGGUUUAUGUCAUCAUACCUGUAAUCCGAAGGAGUUAAUACGUAAGGUAGUGAUUUAAUUUUAUGACAAAUCUCGGCAUAAUUGAGAUUUUUUAAAUCGGUUUAAUCUAGAAAAUAGAGAAUAGAUAACUCGAGGCAGCUAGGGGCGUGUAAAGAUAUAUUAACACAUAAAAUAUAGAUAUAUAUUUUAUGUGUUACCGUAAUAGGAAUUCCAAUAAAACUUAAUUGGUAGAAUUCAUUGGCUAUUGGGGAUUUUUGAUGGCAACAUUUUUAACUUUAAGCAAAUGUUAUAUUGGCUAAUGCUAGGCAUAGAUGGCGCAAUUUGCAAUUAGAAAAAGAGGCAUCUUUUUAAGUAGUUUUUUUUAUGAGCGAAGUUAUCUUAUACAUAGGGGGUAUAUAGUACGAUGGCUCGAUCUGAUCAAAUCUCUCAAUCGGGGUAAAUUUUAUUUGCUUAAUCUUAGGUCUGGCGGGCUUGUCUCCCGCAACCGCUGCGGCAAUAUUGUGACGUAUUUGUUAUCUGUUAUUUUAUAGAUAUAGUAUUUGCGCCAUCUAUGUUAAAAAUUUGAUAACUAUCACCCGUAUUCAAUUAUUUUAGCUAUAUUGAAUUCUGCCAGUUACAAAGUAUGAGCUCUAUCCUGCUAUUUUUAACGUGCUUGCCAACAUGGCGGAUUUAAUUGUAUUUUUUUAAUACUCAUUUCAAACGGGAACAAAUAGAAAUUCAGCUUUUAACAAUAUUGGUACUCACUCAACUGACAUGUCGUUUGGCUUCAAUUCUCACUUCAGACUCAUAAAAGGCCGGCAACGCACAUGCGAGUAACAGUCUGUGGGCGUGUCACUUAACAUCAGGCGAGCCUGCCUACAUAUACAAAUAAGUAAAAAUGUGAAAAAAAAUUACAAAUAGAAGAUUUUUUUUGUUGUUUUUUAGCCGGGUCUUGCCUUUGAUUAAACCGUUGUAAAAAUUGGCAGUGAUCUUCAUAGCUGUAGAUUAGUUAAGACUUGUAUAAAGUAGUUCUUUGCGGUAAACAGUUAUUGUAGUCUAAGUUACGGCGAGUCAUAUUUCUCAGUUAAAAAAAUAUGUCGUUAUUACGAUAUUUGUAAUAAUCAAAUUAUACAGUUUAAAGUUUGUGUUAUGAAAUGAGUGCAAUAUUUUUAGAUUUAUGAUUACUUAUUAUGUGAAAUGUUGAAAUGUUUUUAUUAAUAAUUUGUUAUGACGUGGAUUUAAAUAUUUGGCUUUGUUAGCAUAGCGUACUAUUUUUUUACACUGAAAUAUUUGUUACCAUGGUAACAAAUAAAUACUCUGUUAAUAAUUGAUUUUCUGUAUUUUUUAAUCGAAGUUUUAUGUCAAAUCAAUUUUUUCUGACAUAAAUAUUUUAACACCAUAUCAUCAUAACCAUUUUAUUAAAUUAACGAUAUUUCGUUCUAACAAAAAUGUCACAAUGGUUAUUUUAUAUUUUUUAUUUAACUUAUACAGAAUAUAAUUUAAUUAAGUUUUAAUUUUGUACAAAAGUAUUACGAUGAUUCCUUUAAAAUACUCUUAAUUAAUAACGAUUCUUGCCAUUAUUUAUCGAAUUUUUAUUUAGGCCUAUCAUGUGUGCAAUGUUUACGCUUGUAUAUUAUCUGUGCACGUCGGUUUUUAUUUUAGCGCCAUCUAGAGGCCCACGUGUACAAUUAGCACAAUAAUCGCACAUAUUUUUGAAUAGUGAUAGAUUGAUAUGUCAAUGCAUUUUGUAUCUUAUUUUCUAUGUGAUUAGGUUUUAAUCACCAGUUCGUAGAUCAGUGGCACACUCACUGUAUAAAGUCAUUGUUCUGUCUGAGGGAGGAAGAUUCCAGAAAUAUUUUUUUUAAGAGACGUCAAAAUAUUUAAAUACGCCUAACGUGACCAAAUUUGAAUUGUUGUCCCAUUAUUAAGGAUUGUUAGAUACUUACAUAUUAUUUUCUACUUAAGAAAGUACCCUCCUCAGACGGACAACAUUAGCACUUAGAGUGUGAACGUAUUUGUAAUACUAGGUACUUUUGUAAACAAGUGUUAAUAGAAUUUUCUCGAAUGUUAUUUUUCUCACUAAUAAAUUAUAAGGUAUAAUUAUUAUCUGUCGUGCCAUAGUGUAUCACUUUGCUCUGCUGGUUAUGUCAAUUUCGGAUUUGGAAUGUCAAUGUCACGCCGGUUUGUGUGCGUGAACCAUAGAGCGGAGCGCAUUUUUCUACUCAAAUGUUUUGAUAUCACGUUUUAAUUUAAAAUUUUCGACGUAAGUUGUUUUGUAGUGAUAUGACACGCUUAUUUUUCGUGUUAGAUGAUACAUGAACGCAUGUUAUAUUGUAUAAGGGAAUAAAAUUAUUUAAAUUUG